Molecule: messenger RNA, 9357 nt
Organism: Megalobrama amblycephala (Wuchang bream)
Lineage: Eukaryota; Metazoa; Chordata; Actinopteri; Cypriniformes; Xenocyprididae
Gene: tet1
Product: tet methylcytosine dioxygenase 1
Exons: 11
Coding region: 603-6128 (1841 amino acids)
Biological process (GO): positive regulation of transcription by RNA polymerase II; oxidative demethylation
Cellular component (GO): nucleus
Molecular function (GO): DNA 5-methylcytosine dioxygenase activity; DNA binding; zinc ion binding
Source: RefSeq, a predicted model, not a curated record
UGAAACUGACGUCAUCUCUAAUCGUGGUACACGCAUUUAGCAGUUAGCUCGUUAGCAGUUAAAAAUAAUGAUAUGAUAGAUACAGUACACUGAUUGCUGCACAGAUUGUCUAUCCUGAGAACAGAAAUCCUCUCCGGGUUUUCCCGCCGCCUCACGCCGACGUCCAUUAAAUAUCCUGAAGUUGACUGGAGAGUGUAGGUCGAGCCUGGCAGAGGGCUGCCGUCAAUGGAUUGACAUAAGAAGGAUUUGCCUUUUAUCAGGUGCUUUAGUCUCUGUGGCAGCAUGUCAGUGUCACAGUUCACAGUUAUAUUGUGAAGACGUUAUUCACUCGUGCCUAGGGAAGAUUCAUCGAGGAGAAAUGCUGAAGGAUCGGUCGUGUCGUACAGGCGGGGAAUAUUAUUAGCCCUUCAGACAGUGCAUCUGUCUCUCCGGUAGCCAUACAUCCAUAUGCCAACAGUGGAAAAAUGUCAGUGUGAUCUUACUUGAAACAGGGAACAUUACCUGAAAGAUCUGAAAAGUACUGUUGCCCAGAGUCAUCUUCAUACUGUUUUCCAUGCCGGCUAUCCUGAACUCCUCCUCCCUCACCCUCACUUACUUCAGCUAUGCCUCAUAUUCCCAAAGCACCCAAGAAGUCAUCUCGUGCAUCCAAAAAGCGAAAUGUUAGGAGGGUGAAAGCUUCCACGACUAGGAGGCAAACGGUCAACUCUCUCAAAGCCAGUGGUGACAUCAAGAAGGCCAUAGACAAGAAACAAGCAGUCAGGGGGGCCCAGCGGACUGUUGUCAGCAAGCCCAGCAAGAAGACAGUCAAGAAUGUUCAUGUUGUUAAAGGAUCCAGGCACACGCGUGGUUCUUUGAAACAAAAUGGCUUGUUGUCAAAACGUAAUGGGAAAGGGAAGUCACCUAGGAAUAGUGUCUCGUGUCCGAGCGUCCUGCAGGAAGUUGAGUCCUACAGGAAGGUGGUUACAAGAAGAAAGGGAGAUCAGGAGAACAGGGAACAGGAUAUCGAUACUAAAAGGUCAGAAGUUCAUGAUCCUACUGGUGAUGGACAACAAAAGGGUGCUGUAAUUCCCACUGGAGAGGGACAGAGCAUUAACAGCUCAGAGGAAACUGCGGAGGAGCACAGAGAGACUGUUGUUCACGACACUGACGAGGCAGAGGAGGAGAAGGUAAAAGCAAACACAGAAACUGUACAAAACGAAAUCUGUCCUGCUACUAACGAGCAGCCAAACACAGCGCUUGUUGAGCAGCAUGACCCUCUGAGGCACGACCCCGUCAAUAACGUGGACUUUGCCUACAACAAUAAUACCUCAGGCCCAACGACUCCCUCCCCUUCACAGUCAGAUAAGUAUGCUUUAGGUCAGGUUGAGGAGGUUCAACACAUGGACUUUCCCGACAGUUCUUUUCAAACCACUCCAGAAAACUCUACGGAAGCAGGUGAGACUGUAGCCUCCCAAGUGUGUCAGUCCUCCGAUGAAUCACCAGCACUUGAAAACUUUGCAAAUUCUCCCCAGGAGGAGAAAAGUGAGUUUCAAAGCACUGCAGACGUGGAGACCAAAGAUGAAAUUGACGAUGCUGAAAUGUCGAUGAAGAAAGAGGGAGCGCUUUCUCUCCUCUCGCUGAGCACAACCAUUUACAACAGCACUCUUUGUGAAAUGGGCAAUGGGCCUCAGGCGAUGGCACUGCUCUCCAGUAGCACAGAAAGCACCCAGUCCUCGUUUGACAGCGAGUCAGAGUCCUUUCUGGAGCACAGGGUGUCAGGAAACCCUUCUCUCCAAGUUGAGGAUAUUCAGCUGCGUUUACGUCGAGUUCAAGAGAGGAGGGAGAGGAAGAAGAGAAGUCGCUGCUGCGUUUGUGUGCCUUGUAUGCGCAAGAUGAACUGUGGGGAAUGCAGGAGUUGCCUGAACCGAAAAACAGGGCAUCAGAUCUGUAAGCUCAGGAAGUGUAUUGAGCUGAGGAAAAAGUCCCUCAUGGUCUGUACGAGAGAGGUUGAGUCAGAGGCAAACUCAGUAAAUGGCACAAGCUCAGAGCAGAUGGAGGAGACCUGUACGGCACCAGAGGAAGAGGCACAUUACAUAUCCUUAACACACAAUGUUCCACCUGAUGUUCACACGCCUCUCCAGCAUGGCUUGUUACCAGCACCUCCUGGAAAGGAUCCCAGGACCACUGAUGUACUUCUCCCUUACACCAUCUCUCUAACCUCUCAUAAUGGUGCUGAACACAUGAAACCAAACACUGAGAGACAUGUGGAUCCCACCGAGCCACAUGCCACAUUCCAUAGAUCUACAUUUAAUAAAAGUCACGAACCUGAGGCAGUUCAAGAACAGACCAUUCCUCUGAAGAAGAUCAAACUGGAGGAGCAAUGGGUUGAGAUUGAUGACCAGCCCUCAAAGCACUUAGAAUCUAGCGAGUGCUAUGAGGAUGCUUUAUCUACACUAGCAGCUGUGGUCUGCUUCUCCAGUACAGAAAGGAAAAGUCUAGAGGAGAGGCUUUUUGGGCCUCAGGCCUCAGAUAUGUGUUUAAAAACUGAGCCGAAAGAAGAACCAUAUCAGUGUCAGUUAAAUCAAGGAGAAAGUCCAGAAGAACCUCCUCAGAAUGAUAACAUUGCACUAUCUUUACCCAGUGUUCAGUCUCUGGUCCAGCAUAGGAAUAUUAGCGUUGAUCAGGCUAUAGCUAUUGAGGCCUUGACCCAACUGGCAGCUACCCCACAAACAGUGCCCUGUGAAACUGAAAACCACAGUCAGGACGCUCAGCGAGAAACGUCUACAUACUCUGCUUCAAGCAACCACAUACCUCUUCAAGAGGCUAAACCAGUUUCAGAUGUUUUCUCUAACAAGGUCUCGGUAAUCAGUUCAUCAUUGCACCAGACUUCUGUCAUCCGCAGCCCUCCAAACUGGCCAGCCAACUUCACCCAAAGUCAAAGUGAGCGCUGUGCCUCUACUCCAAGAAAACUUUCCUUGAAGGAUCUUCUGGUGGCCAGCUCAGAAUGUGAAAAGCUAUCAUAUACCACGGAAAACCGAAGAAACGGCCAAGCACUUUGUAAAGCUGACAGGUUAGAAGGCACUUUUAAGAAGUAUAAGCAUGGAGAAGCGACUCCCAUCUCGAGAAAGAGGGACGAGGAGGAAGUUGCGGCUCAAUUGGUGCAGCUUGCUUUCAUGAUUGAAUCGAGGCAGAUGCAAGUCUCGGAAAACAGUCCCCCAAAAGGUAUGCCUACUCAGACAAUGAAAUACAAUCAUAAUUAUUUGGGGCAGCACUUGAAAAAGCAAAGGAAACCUAAAAUGACACCAUCAAAACCUAGGAUGUCUAAGAAGAAAGCUGCCGAGAUUGAUGGCAAUCAUUGUAGGAUUCCGUUGGCCAAGAGGACGCCCAACAGGAAAACCCCACUCAAGGCCACGAUUCAGAAAGCCAUUUUACAACAAAAGAUGAGGUUCCAGCACAAGAGGAGUCCGUUUCUUCCACAAGCUCAGAUAGACCUGAAAAAAUACAUUGCCGAGGCUCAUCACGAGAACAGGCAACUCUUAUACUACAACAACUCUCUGAAAAAAGAGCACUUGGACAUUGUAGGUUCUGGUAAGCAGAACGGCUAUCACUUUAAAUAUGAACAUGGAGCUCAAAGUCAUUCUUUACCGCCACCAAACGGACUCUUUCACAAUCAUACAAAUGACCAUCUUGGUGCUAGCCAGUGGCCGAAGCAUGAAUGUGAACAACAAAUGAUUUCUCAGGUAUCGAAAAACUACGAUGUGCUAAAUCAUGGUGCUAAACAACAACCUCAGCAAACCAUGGCCAGUGAACCCUGUAAAGACUUGCCGCAAAGCCCAGGGAUGUACCAUAAAGCAAACGGCUUAAAUGAUCAUCAGCACUUGCACACGAAUCAAAAUGGGCUUUACAAAGUGGAGAAGUCUGGAGGUGUUACGGUGUUGUCCACAUCCAACGUGCAUUUGGAGAAUGGUGACGUGGCGUACGCUGGAGAACAGACUCCCACCAAGCACACGCUCAACAACUUUUUGGAUUCUCCAAUGAGGUUCUUGGACACACCAACCAAGAAUCUCCUCAACACCCCCUCUAAACAAUCCACAGAGCUGCCCUCCUGUGACUGUGUCGAACAUAUAAUUGAGAAAGAGGAGGGUCCGUACUACACUCACCUUGGAUCUGGCCCGAAUGUAGCAGCAGUGAGAGAGAUGAUGGAGAACAGAUACGGUGAGAAAGGCAAUGCAGUCCGUGUGGAGGUUGUGGUGUAUACUGGUAAAGAGGGGAGGAGCUCACAGGGUUGCCCAAUCGCCAAGUGGAUCAUACGCCGAGGAAGUGAGGAAGAGAAGUUGUUGUGUCUUGUGCGGCAGCGUGCUGGUCACUGCUGUCAGAACGCGGUGGUAGUCAUUCUCAUCCUGGCCUGGGAGGGGAUCCCACGCAGUGUGGCUGACAGGCUGUACCAGGAGCUCACACAGACUCUCUGCAAAUAUGGCUCGCCCACUAGCCGCCGCUGUGCCCUCAAUGAGGAUCGUACCUGUGCAUGUCAGGGCCUGGACCCAGAGACCUGUGGUGCCUCUUUCUCCUUUGGUUGCUCCUGGAGUAUGUACUUCAAUGGCUGCAAGUUUGCACGAAGUAAAACGCCCCGGAAGUUCAGACUGCAGGGAGACUGUCCCGAGGAGGAGGAGAAGUUGGAGAAAAACUUACAGAAUCUGGCAUCAGAUUUGGCACCCGUCUACCAGAGACUUGCUCCUAAGGCCUUUCAGAACCAGGUGGAGCAGGAGCAGCGGGGGAACGACUGUCGGCUGGGCAGGAGGGAAGGUCGACCAUUCUCUGGUGUGACUGCUUGUGUGGACUUCUGUGCUCAUGCCCACAGAGACACACAUAACAUGACCAAUGGAAGCACUGUGGUAUGCACUUUAACCAAGGAGGAUAACCGUGCAGUGCGGAACAUUCCAGAGGACGAGCAGCUGCAUGUCCUGCCGCUCUAUAAGAUGUCUGACACGGAUGAGUUCGGCCAUGUUGAGGGCCAGUGGGCCAAGAUAAAGACUGGGGCACUGCAGGUCCUCUCUUCCUUCCCAAGAGAAGUGCGGCUGUUGGCUGAGCCCGUCAAGUCAGCGCGUAAGAGGAGGCAGGAGGCUAAAAGAGCCCAUGCUGAGAAACUAAGCGGCCUGGAAAGUAAGCAGGUCACCCCUGUGAAAGUCAAGAACGAGCCUCUUAAAGCUUUCAAACACACCUCUUUUGAACAUUCACCAUGUUCAGAAAAGGAUGCUCAUAAUUUAUGUUCCACCAUGCGAUUGUCUGGGGUUCCAGACAUAGGAAGCCAAUUCCCAGACUUCCACUCUACAGUCCCGUACACCCAGAGUAACACAUGCCGCACACCUCCUGUGGGCUCUGGCUUUGGCAUGUCCGUGUUCCCUCAGCAUGAUCCCUCUGGAAGAACUGGCCACAGCAACGAUCCUCCUCCUUUUCGACACGAGGCCAUCAGGCAGAUGACCGAACCGUUCAGAAACCCGUAUCCAAACGACCCUGUAAGAAUGAAUCCGAAAUGCUCACCCUCGUUCAAAUCCGAGCCUGAGGAAAUGCGGUGCUUCCAGGGCGGGGCAGCUUCCACCCCACUCUCCCCGCCGACGGCUGAGGGUCUCCACAGUCGCUUGAACUGCCCGCCCGUUACGGCACAACCCAUGACCCCGGAGGUGGUUAGAGCAGAGGAGGUGUGGUCGGACAGCGAGCACAAUUUCCUCGACGGGAAUAUCGGCGGGGUCGCAGUGGCUCCUUCCCACGGCUCCAUCCUGAUCGAAUGCGCUCGACGGGAGCUGCACGCUACCACUCCCAUCCUGCGACCCAACCGCACCCAUCCCACCCGCAUCUCUCUGGUCUUCUACCAGCACAAGAGCCUGAACGCCCCGGGCCACGGCCUGCAACAGUGGGAGGCUAAAAUGGCCGAGAAGGCCAGGGAGAAAGAGGAGGCAGAGCGUCUAGGACUCAACGAUAGGUCAAAGGCCAUGGAUUCGGAUACGGAGAGCGAAAACGAGACUUAUCCGGAAGAGAGACACAAGUUUCAGGUCCCUACACGUCAAUCGCUAACAGUUACUCGUGACGGCCUCGUCGUGUCAGCACCCUACUCCCUCACGCACGUCACUGGGCCUUACAACCGCUGGACGUGAAAUUCUCUGUGCUUGUCUAGCUAAUGCCUUACCUCAGCUAGUUCUCAUCCUUUCACGGCCGUUUUUACGUAUGCCCUUUUUUUUUAUUUGUGCUUUUCAUCUCAGCUUUUACGACUACCGUUUGUGGGUUUUUAACUGUGAGUUUUGGUGUGUAUGUCUGUGUUUUUUUUUAUUGUAAAGAGAUGGUGCUCAGAACAGAUGUUAUAAAACUGGUUUUAUACAUAUAGAUGAAAUUAGUGCAUAGUAAAUGUGAUUAUUUAUUCUGAUCAUUUUCAAAACUAUUUUGUAAUUUAAUUUCUGGUCCAAGCCUGUUUACUGCAAUAGGAGUUUGUCAUCCUUUAAAUGACGUGUGUAGUAAACACUCCGAAUUGACAUUGUCAAAUGUGAAUUCUAUUUUCAUGUCUCAGCCUUGGGUGCUCUUUUGGCCGACAUUUGCUAGUUGCUAUUUUAUGGUGCCAUUGUAACAGUAAGGCUAAAUGACCGAUACGAAACACACACGGGUCAUUACAGGAACUUUCCGUUAGUUUUUUAGGGGUAUUCGUGUUGGUAUUGAAGGUACAUUGUUUCGGCAUUGUGAAACAUAGUACGCGGCGGCAUCGUUUAAAGGGAUAGUUCACCCAAAAAUGAAAAUUCUGUCAUCAUUUACUCACCCUCAAGUAGUUCCAAACCGGUAUGCAUUUCUUUGUUCUGCUGAACACAAAGAAAGACAUUUGGAAGAAUGUCAGUAAGCCCUCCAUUUACUACCAUAGUAGGAAAAAUAAAUACUAUGGCAGUCGAUGAGGGGUGAGAUCUGUUUGGAUACUUGCAAAUGUCUUUUCUUUGUGUUCAGCAGAACAAAGAAAUGCAUACCGGUUUGGAACUACUUGAGGGUGAGUAAAUGAUGACAGAAUUUUCAUUUUUGGGUGAACUAUCCCUUUAAAAAAGCACUUGUAUCUUCAGACCAACUUGACCGUUGAAGUGCCCAAUAUGUACAUUUGGUUUAUCCAUCAUCAAGUAUCUACAGUCAGCAUGUGUUUGGUGAUUAUGAAACUUUGCAUAUUUAAGCAAUAAUCAUGGAAGGGUUUAUGCUGCAUUUUGGCAACUGGUUAAUUUCUGGCACUUGUGUAAAAGUUUAUAUUAUUUGGUCCCAAUUUUUGAGUUUUCUUUAUUUGUAACUCCCAAAGAGGUUGAAACAUGACUUGAAAACAGCUUAAUCAUUUUAUACAAUUCAAGCGUGUUAAGUUAUAUUCAAACAAAUUUACUGUAUGUUUUUACUGGUGCUUUUAAAGAGAUCCCAUGACACCUGUUGAGAUGUUAUUUCAUAUGUUUUUAUUGCUGCAUAGUGCAUUUUUAUUUGAAAUCAAUCACUUUUUGGUGCGGGGGGUGGGGUGGAUCAGUGUCUGUGCAUUUUUGUACACAUAAAAGUUUGUUCAGUUUUAUUUAGGUGCGUUGAAUAAGAAGCUCUACUUUAAAACGAAUGACUUCGUAAUUGCAUGUGUAUCCAGAGGCCUAGUCAAAAUACUGGCUUAAUCAAAAGGUUUACAUUACUCUUACAUGAGUUUUAAAAUGAACAUGCGGCUAAAAAAUGUCUUUUUAAUUUCUUCAAGGUGCUAAAGAGUGUACGUCAGUGUUCAAAACCAUUGUACACCCAAAAUGCUGUUCUUACUUCAGCACUUGAUACAACAUCGUUUCAAAUAGGUUGUGAGAAAUUUUACAUAUUAUCUAUGAAAAUCUGUUUUAACUAGUACUCUAGCUGCAACACGGAUAGAAAAGCUCAACAAUAACCCAGUGUUUUGGGGAACUUGAAGUCACAGAGUGGCAUUUGUACGUUCACGCUACUGUCUCUUCAAUUAAAUAUAUUUUUGCUGAACAAUUAAACUGUUGUUUUUGUGUCAAACCAUGAUGUGUAAGAAAAAAAAGCCUGGGUUUUGUAGCUCAGGGAAAGGCUUUUAGUGCUCAUUCAGUGGUGCUUAUUCAUAGUACCAGAGUCCCCUAGCAUUGACAAAUCACAUGUAGGUGCUGCACUAGUUGGAUCUUUCAUUUUAGGGGUGCUGAAUGUUUUACUCAGCUUGAACAUCAUUAGAUCAUGUUAUGUUAUUGAGUGUUUUCCUCUUGACUUUAUGUGGCACAAAUAAUACUAUGACCUCACAGUCCCCUGAUGCUAAUCGACUGACUCUGAAUUGUCAGUACUACGAACAUCAUAUAGCCUAAGGGAUUUACCAAUGCAAUUCGUUUCAAAGCUCACUGAUUUUAUGCAUUUUUCUAAGCUAUUGUUUUCCAAGCUAUUGUUUUACAUGAAUGAUGGGUUGGUUUUCAUGUUGCUGUUCAAAACCUGCAUUUUCCACAUAAGAUUUAUCUAACAUAUUUUAUAUUUGGCUCAUAGGAUCUUUUUUUUUUUUUUUUUUUUUUUGAGUUCAGAUGAUUGAACAUGGCCCUCAGAGCAACAGUCUAUAGUGAAAACAUGUUCCAAAAGAAAUGCAUCUUGUUACAUUCCUUUUCAAGUUAAUAUAUUCACAUUAGAUGUCUCUUGCAUGUUUUUUUUUUUUUGCCUUCUUUGUUGUAUUUUUCCCCUCUUUUCUCAGGUCUCUGUGUGUAACUUUGGACAUAAGCUUCUAGGACUCUUGCAUUGUCUUCCAAUUAAAUUCUCCAAAAUUUUUAUUUACUUUUGUUUCUAUUUUGUGAAAUGGAAAAGUGGUUCCCCUUAAAACAUCUUAAUGUAUAUUAUCAGUUUGACAAUUCUCUUCUGUGUAUGUUGAAUGAAAGCUGAAGUGUGUAAUUCCUGCACCACUAGUGUCACCAAACAGAAAUGCAUAAAUAAUCACUGUUUUCAAACAGGUUUCCCCCUCAAUCUCCCAGAUAGAUUGGUUGAUCCAAAGUUGUUGUGUUGGGCUGGUCGUGGUGCUCAAACAGCAGAGUAAUGUGUUCAUACAGCCCAAAGAUUAAGAUGUUUAAUUUUGGGGAGAAUUCAGCCUACCAUUUGCUUAGUUACUUAUUUGUCACGUAUUCAACUUAUUUUAGCAUCAAAAAAAUUACACACUUCACCUUUAAGUAUGAAUGUAAGCCUCCACAGGCACUGUUGUUGUAUAAUGUGGAAUUUUAAACCUCUUCAAAACAAACAAGAACAUAUUAUGACUUGAAGACUUGUUUAUUAUGUGACUUGAAAUGAUUUGUCAAGGAAAGAAAACACCAGCUUUUGAGAUUUUUCUUUUAGAAAAUAAAAUGCACAGUAGUUGUACAGUACAUGCGAAGA